AUGGGUAAGAAGAAGAGUAAGCAACCUCAACCCGAAGAAUAUCACGUCGAAGUGAUAACUGCAGCCAGAGUGCUAGACACACUCGAAUGGGUACGCUCGUUUCCAUGGGCCGGCUACGACUCGGAAUCAGACAGCUGGGAACCACAAGCAAACGUCGAAAGUUGCACCGAACUCCUGAAACGCUUCUGGAAACAUAUAGGGCUUGAUGAUGAAGAUUAUCCAGCCGGACAUGUGUGCGAAGCUAAGCCAUCCUGGAUUAGGAAGGAGAAGAAAAUGUUUGCGAAUAAUUUCCCCGAAGUACUCCAGAAUCAGAAGCAGCGAGCAAAGGCAGAGAAGGCAGCACAGGUCAGGGUCACUGCUGUAGGAGAAGCGUCCCCCGCGGCUUCGUCGUCGUCGAAGACCAAAGGAAAGCGAAAACGUUCGAAGGGAGUCUCGAGUGUUAUAGACGACGAGAGUUCAGAUGGCGAGCCCCUUGCGAAGAAAGCGAAAUCUACCAUCGAUCAGACAAUGCCCAUUACUCGCGAUAAGGGCAAACAAAAGGCGACAGAUUCCCCUUCAUCGCCAGUAUAUUUUGGAGGCGACGUGGCGGAUCUCUUCACGCCUCCCGAUUCUCCAUCAAAGGAGAGUCCUACUCGUCCAGCUGAACCGUCGUCUCCCGAAAUUCCAACGGCCUCUUCUUCGAGUUUCCCUAUUCCAUCUGAACAAAAUUGGCGACGAAAGCUUCAAACUCAAGCUACGGCUCCUCAGACAACGAUCGUUGGUAGUUCUCUAUCCACUAAACAGCGUCUCUCUCAAAAUGCGUUGUCUGUCACUGUACCUAACACGAAAAUAGCCAAGAAAACCUCCUUGGCUGGGCUCAGUUUCAAGAAAAGGCCUGACCCUGGUAUUGCUCCACUAGGUGUCGCAACAAGCUCUACUCCGGGUAGCAUGCCAUUGCCCCGUCGGAAAACUACUGGGGCGGAACCUACCAUCACCGUGCCCGACAGUCCAGUCGCACCUCGGGAAGCUUCAUAUUCAAUGUUUCUCCCCGGGGUCACGCAACCUUCGCCCCCGGUGCAAUCGCCUGUUGACUUCUUCCAAACCACAUUGCCUGCUGAAGAGACGCCUCACUAUGAAGACUAUAAUCCCCAUAUAGAAGACUUCAUAUCGGAAUUGCACUUUCCAAGCCCAAAGAACCAGUUACUAGAUCAAGCUGAACAAUUCUUGCAAGCUGCCAUGCCGUUAGAACUUGCUGCUCCACUCCCGCCUGAACCAUUGGCCAAGCAACAGACGCAAACCAAAGACAUCGUGCAGGAACCCGAGAUUCCAGCACCCGUAGCAACGAUACUUCGUCCGAAAUUACCGCCAAAAGCGCAAACCAAAUACAGUUGGAAGGGACCUCUUUGGUCUGAGGAUGGGGACAAGUCUGAGCACUUAUGUGACAUUUGUCUCACCGAUGUGUCAGAUCCUCUUCCUGAUGGUCUGCGCUUGAACAUUUUGCUCCAAACGGUUGACUCCUUCCGCUGCAAAGGACUGUAUGACCAAAUGGACGUUGUACAAAUACUCCUUGCCUGCAAAAAGACCCCUCAGCAAUUCGCGCGCGUAACCCCCAAGGAGCCCAAAGACACAGAGGCUUUGACAGCGCUCACACGCAGCAUUAAUCGUCUCCGCCAGGCCAUCGUACUCCCCUUAUGUCUAGACAACAAGAUUGUCUCUUUGCUACUUGUCUUCUCUGCGAUCGGGUCAAAGCCACUCGCUCGAAAACUGAGCCUUCCAUCCAAUUACCAACAAUCCAAGACGCCUGUCGCAGUCCUGCUUGCAUGGUCGCUACCCAGCUACGAGCGACAGGAAUGGCGCCACCUCGUGAAUAAAGCAAUAUACCAUAGUCUCCCCUACGAGCCACCUUCGAUAUCGAGAGCCCAAUACCGAAAAAUACGUCAUCUAUGCACGAUGAUGAGGGUGCUCCGCUUUCCCCAGGAUCUUUACGAAUUCUUGAACAGGGCGACUAGAUCUUAUUGUGUAUGGUGGGAAGGUGGCGACGGCGCAUCCAAGCAACAGGGAUGGGAGACAGACACAUUGCAGACAGUGCUGGAGGCUUGCGGUGCUGAGGAUGGCGGCUACAGAAAAAGCGUCCGUGUAGUCUUCGUUCAUGUGGCGUCCAUCCUUACGUUGCAUCGCUUGCCCGAUUUCUUGGAACGAAGGUCAAAACGUCUGGAUGUGUGUUUCUAUACGUACGGUACCCAUCACAGGGUCCCUCCCUCCCUUUGGGGCAUUCGCCCCAUAUACCCAGCCGGUGGCAUUGUCACAUUCACUCCUCAAGCUCUUCUAGGCAACCCAGACGUAUUGCGCAUGAGAAUCAAACAAAUUGUUGCCCAUACCUUCUGGGACUGUUAUGUACUCCCGACAACGGUCGCGAUAGCAUCCUUGUUAUCUGCUGGAAAGAAUGAUCCUUUAGACCUAUUCGAUCGGGGUAAACUGUUCACCGAAUAUUAUCUCCAGAUGAUCGAAGAAGGAGAUAUAGCCAUGAUGGAAGCUCCUCCAUUAGAACCAUAUUUCACAAACCCUAGGGCUCUCGAAUGGCGGGCCGCGACUGAAGCUCAACGUGAUUUUACUCGACGCGAUUAUCUUGAAUAUGCAUUGAAGGAGUUCAAUGCGUCUUACUCUAAUGUACCAGAGUCAGAUUGGCUCACAACGGCUGAGGGUGCUAUAACCAAGGAUCUACAUAUGAUGCAAACUCAACCAUGCUUCAUGUCUGAAUAUCGACGGUUCGUUGUCAUCCGCGGCUCUCAAGAAUCCUAUGAACCGGAUGUGCUCAAAGAUAGCUUUGAAUGGGUGUCCGCCGAACGCUUUGAUUUCAACGACCAACUUUUUGAUAAGUGGAGCCGUAGCCAACUCGAGAAAUUUGACGAGUGGGACUUUCCUAUCUUCUAA
This is a messenger RNA of Pleurotus ostreatus (oyster mushroom), 2910 nucleotides long. RefSeq lists its product as uncharacterized. The coding region runs from base 1 to 2910 and encodes 969 amino acids. Lineage: Eukaryota; Fungi; Basidiomycota; Agaricomycetes; Agaricales; Pleurotaceae. The record is from RefSeq and is a predicted model, not a curated record. The transcript is spliced from 17 exons.